Messenger RNA from Fukomys damarensis (Damara mole-rat), 5055 nucleotides. RefSeq names its product ADAM metallopeptidase with thrombospondin type 1 motif 7 (gene Adamts7). The transcript is spliced from 23 exons. The record is from RefSeq and is a predicted model, not a curated record. Gene Ontology annotation, cellular component: extracellular matrix. NCBI's taxonomy places the organism in Eukaryota, Metazoa, Chordata, Mammalia, Rodentia, Bathyergidae. Gene Ontology annotation, biological process: proteolysis; extracellular matrix organization. The coding region runs from base 1 to 4545 and encodes 1514 amino acids. Gene Ontology annotation, molecular function: metalloendopeptidase activity.
AUGGUCAUGGUUCUCUCUCUCCCAGCAGGACUUGCACCUGACAGCCUGGAGUCAUUGGACAUCGUGCACCCAGUGCGAGUGGAUGCAACUGGUACCUUCCUGUCCUUUGAUCUCUGGCCACGCACGGUGAAGAAGCGGGCAGCGCUAGAUACAGAUGCAGAUUCAGGGCCUGUGUCCCAUGCCACACCCACCUUCUUCCAGCUUCACUAUCGCGGACAGGAGCUGCGCUUCAACCUCUCAGCCAAUGCGCAGCUGCUGGCACCAGGCUUUGUGCUCGAGGUGCGGCGCACGGGUAACCUGGGCCACACGCACAUCCGGCCCCACACACCUGCCUGCCACCUGCACGGCCAUGUGCAGGACCCACAGCUCGAGGGUGGCCGGGCAGCCAUCAGCGCCUGCGAUGGGUUGAAAGGAGUUUUCUGGCUGUCUGGUGAGGACUACUUCAUUGAGCCCCUGGAUGGGGCUCCAAACCAGCCCGGCCAUUCACGGCCCCACGUGGUGUAUAAACACCAGGCCACUGAGAGGUGGGCAGACCAAGGGGACAUCCAGGCUUCACACACCUGUGGGGUACAAGUGUCCCCAGAGCUGGAGCGUCAAGAAGAGGACUGGGAGCACUCACAUCCAUGGAAGCCACAGCGGCAGAAGCGUUUAUACAAUGGCUCGGUCAGCAAGGAGAAGUGGGUAGAAACCCUGGUGGUGGCUGAUACUGAAAUGGUGAAAUACCACGGGCGGCUGCAGGUGGAGAACUAUGUGCUGACCAUCAUGAAUAUGGUGGCUGGCCUGUUUCAUGACCCCAGCGUUGGGAACCCCAUCCACAUCACCAUUGUGCGCCUGAUCCUGCUGGAAGAUGAAGAGAAGGACUUAACGAUAACACACCACGCAGAAAACACCCUGAGAAGCUUCUGCAAGUGGCAAAGUAACAUCAACAUGAAUGGGGACACCCACCCCCAGCACCAUGACACAGCUGUCUUGCUCACCAGGAAGGACUUGUGUUUAGCCAUGAACCUGCCCUGCGAGACCCUGGGCCUGUCCCACAUCGGGGGAAUGUGCCAUCUGAACCGCAGCUGCAGCGUCAGCGAGGACACUGGCCUGCCACUGGCCUUCACCGUGGCCCAUGAGCUCGGGCACAGUUUUGGCAUGCACCAUGACGGAAACGGCAAUGACUGUGAGACUGUUGGGAAACCACAUUUCAUCAUGUCUCCACAGCUCCUGUUCGACUCCGCUCAGCUCACCUGGUCCCGCUGCAGCAGCGAGUAUAUCACCAGGUUCCUCGACCAUGGGGGAGGCACGUGCCUGGAUGACCAACCAACAGCCACUGAUACCAUCGACUUCCCCUCCGUGCUGCCCGGGGUCCUGUAUGACAUGGACCACCAGUGCCGCCUCCAGUAUGGGCCCAACUCCGCCUUCUGUAAGGACGUGGAUAAUGUCUGCCACACACUGUGGUGCUCCGUGGGAUUGACGUGUCAUUCCAAGCUGGACCCCGCUGUGGAUGGUACCCAGUGUGAGCAUGGCAAGUGGUGUUUCAAUGGAGACUGUGUCCCUGUGGGUUUCCGACCUGAGCCAGUGGAUGGUGGCUGGUCCGACUGGAGCGCCUGGUCCGUCUGCUCACGGAGCUGUGGCAUUGGUGUGCAGAGUACUGAGCGGCGGUGCACACAGCCUGAGCCCAAGUACAAGGGCAAGUUCUGUGUGGGUGAGCGCAUGCGCGUGCGCCUCUGCAACCUGCAGGCCUGCCCCCAAGGCCAGCCUUCCUUCCGCCACGUCCAGUGCAGCCACUUCGACUCCAAGCCCUACAAGGGUCAGCUGCACACAUGGAUACCCGUGUUCGACUAUGGGAACCCCUGCGAGCUGAACUGCCAGCCCUCCACCGAGCACUUUUCUGUGAGGCAGCGUGAUGCUGUGGUCGACGGCACCCCCUGCUACAAGGAUCCGACCAUCCGUGACCUGUGCAUCAACGGAAUCUGCAAGAGUGUGGGCUGUGACUUCGAGAUUGAUUCUGGUGCCGUGGAGGACCGCUGCGGAGUGUGCCUUGGCAACGGCUCCACCUGCCACACAGUGAGCGACACCUUCAAUAUGACCAGGGGCCAGGGGUACGUGGACGUGGGGCUGAUCCCCAUGGGAGCGCGAAACAUCCACAUUGAGGAGGUGGCCGAGGCCGCCAACUUUCUAGCCCUGCGCAGCAGUGAGGACCCGGACAAGUACUUCCUCAAUGGUGACUGGAUCAUCCAGUGGAACGGGGUCUACCAGGUGGCAGGCACCACCUUCACCUACACCCGCAUAGGCAACCGAGAGAACCUCACCUCCCCAGGCCCCACCAGUGAGCCUGUCUGGAUCCAGCUGCUGUUCCAGGAGUACAACCCUGGGGUGCGCUAUGAGUACACAGUCCAAAGAGAAACUAAAAACCUCAGUGAACCUGAAAACCUCAUUGUGGUGCCACCACUGGAAUUCUUCUGGCAUCACGGGCCUUGGAGCGAGUGCACUGUCACCUGCGGCACAGGUAUGCAGAGGCAGAUCGUGUACUGUUCAGAGAAGCAGGCAGGGCUUGUGGAUGAGAGACACUGUGACCCCCUGACCCGUCCCGAUGACAACCACAGGACCUGCAGUGAGGAGCCCUGCCCUGCCCGGUGGUGGGCUGGGGAGUGGCAGCACUGCUCCCGCUCUUGUGGGUCCGAAGGUGUCUCCCGCCGGGCUGUGCUCUGCCUGCAGAGUGUGGGGAUGGAGGAGCAGAGUGUCCUGGACCUAUCCGCCUGCAUGCACCUUCCUCGACCCCCUGCUGAAACCCCCUGUUACCCCAAUGUGCCCUGCCCAGCCACCUGGGCUGUGGGCAAUUGGUCUCAGUGCUCGGUGACAUGUGGGAAUGGCACUCAGCAGCGAAUUACCGUCUGUACCAAUGACACGGACCUCCCCUGCGAUGAGGCCAACCGGCCAGCAACUGAGGCUCCCUGCUCCCUGCAGCCCUGCCUGAACAUGCUGGUGGUCCUCGAGGCCUCCGGCAGUGGUGCCGCCAGCCCCGAGCUCUUCAAUGAGGUUGACUUCUUCUCAAACUCCCUGACUGAACACCCCCUGCCUGACUCCACACCUGAGUCAGACAGUAUCAGCAAUCGCAUCGAGGACCUGAACCCACCCGGGCCGGUUUGGGUGGAUGACUUCUACUACGACUAUAACUUCAUCAAUUUCCAUGAGGACCUGUCUUAUGGGACCCCUGAGGAGCCCAGCCCAGACCUGGAGGGCACCAGGGAACAGAUGCCUCCGCCCCAGAGCAGCCCUGCUGAACACCCCAUGGAGUCACCCAGAGCCGAGGAGGGGGCAGAGCAGGGAACUGGCCACCCCUCACCCCCAUCCUUGCGGCAGCUCCCUGGGAGCCUACUGGUCCCUUCCCUGUCUGAGGAAGAUGCCCCCAUGGGUGCCCCUGGCUUUGGGCUCCCUGUUUCAGUCAGAAGCACAGAGAUACCCACUGCCCCUGUGAGUCCCAAUGAGCUCCUAGUUAGGGGGGACAACCAAAGCCAGCCAUCCCCUCCACAGUGGGAUGGGGCCAAUGACAUCUUCAAGGACAGGGAAGAGACCACAGGCCGCAGAGCACCCCACCUGCCCCAAAGCCCUCGCCCCAUGCAACCCCCUUGGCCUCCUAUCCACCCCACCCCCAUCUUUCCUGACCCUGUUGUGCUGCUGCAGACAACAAGGACUGUGACCUGGGACCCCACGCCAGAGAGGGGCACACAUGGCGAGAUAUGGCCCACAGCAGGGGCGGAUGCUUCCUCUCUUCCCACCACCCCUGUGCCCCUGACCAGGGACCAGUACAGCCCCCUGACAGUGACAGGAACCAUCCCUCCGAUGCCUGAGGAGGGCAGCUCCACAGACCGGUCCACCAGGAACGCCAGCUGGCAAGUGGGGAACUGGAGCCAGUGCUCCACCACCUGUGGCCUGGGUGCUGUCUGGAGGGCGGUGUACUGCAGCUCUGGCCGGGAUGAGGACUGCACUGCCGCUGGACGGCCCCAGCCUGCCCGCCACUGCCACCUGCGGCCCUGUGCUGCCUGGUACACAGGCAACUGGAGUAAGUGUUCCCGCAGUUGUGGUGGAGGCUCUGCAGUACGGGAUGUGCACUGUAUGAAUACACAGGACCUCCGGCCACUGCGGCCCUUCCACUGCCAGCCUGGGCCCACCAAGCCACCCAGUCACCAGUCCUGCGGGACCCGUCCCUGCCUAAGCUGGUACAUCUCCUCCUGGAGAGAGUGCUCUGAGGCCUGCGGUGGUGGCGAGCAGCAGCGUCUGGUGACUUGCCCAGAACCGGGCCUCUGUGAGGAGGCACUGAGACCCAACGCCACUCAGCCCUGCAACACCCACCCCUGCACAAAGUGGGUGGUGGGGCCCUGGGGUCAGUGUUCAACACCCUGCAGUGGGGGCAUCCAGCGGCGCCUGGUCAAGUGCAUCAACACGCAGACAGGGCUGCGUGAGGAAGACAGCAACCGGUGCAGCCAUGAAGCCCAGCCCGAGGGCUCCCGGCCAUGCAGCGAAAAGGACUGUGAGCUCACAGGGUCCCCACGAACCUGAGCCAAACUCUGCCAGCUCUCCAGUCCUUGGACCCAGCCACAGGCAAGUGUGACAGAGAUAGCCACGGCCAGUGACCUGCAUGUGUAAGGCCAUGACAGCACUUCCAGAAAUGGGAGGGCAGGGGUCCUGUGCCCUGAAGUUGCUCGCUAAUGUCUCAUAAGAGGGGGAUUGGAGGGUAGCACAAUGUCCCAGGGAACCCCUCAUCCGGGCACCUGGCCCAUUGCCUGAAUUAUGCCUGCCCUUUGCCCAGGCUGUGAUCAAGACCACCUGUCCUUCAACCUCUGUAACUUCCUGUUCAUCAUGGGCCACUGUAAGCUGCCCACUGUUCGUGUCACCUGUCUGGCCAUGAAGGCCUGUCCCAUGGCCACCAGCGGGUAGCCCACCACUGACCAGGAUGGGAAGAACACACAGACCUCAGUGCCACCCCUCAUGCCCCAUGGUGCUAACCCCACCCGCCCCAGGGCAGGCAGGGACCCCUUCCCUCAGGAAAGGUUUUAUUAUUAUUAUUAU